Messenger RNA from Humulus lupulus (European hop), 819 nucleotides. Its product is annotated as actin-related protein 8-like. The transcript is spliced from 7 exons. Bases 141 to 686 code for a protein of 181 amino acids. The record is from RefSeq and is a predicted model, not a curated record. NCBI's taxonomy places the organism in Eukaryota, Viridiplantae, Streptophyta, Magnoliopsida, Rosales, Cannabaceae.
GCUAGGCAAAAUCGGCGUAGGAGGAAAACUCAACCAGACGAUGUCGGCUCAAGACUUGUGCUCCCUGGAGAUGGAGACAAUAAAAUUAAUGGACACUUGGAUAUCUUUAACUUGUUGGCUGCUGUGGCUCGCGCUCAAGGAUGGAGGUAAGAGCACCAUCACAGCCAGUGGUUGUGUCUAUACCAAUAUUGCAUUAUGAUGAUACUGAAUCUGCAAAAGCAUCAAGACGGCAACUCAAGGAAGCUAUAUAUACAACACUAUUUAACAUGAAUGUUCCUGCUGUUUGUGCAAUUAAUCAGGCAACUUUAGCUUUGUAUGCUGCUAGAAGAACUUCAAGAAUUGUUGUAAAUAUUGGGUUUCAAGUCACAUCAGUUGUUCCAAUUUUACAUGGUAAAGUAAUGCGCAAAGUGGGUGUGGAGGUUGUGGGACUGGGAGCACUAAAAAUUACCGGGUUUCUUAAGGAGUUGAUGCAGCAGAACAAUAUUAGUUUUGAAUCGCUGUACACCGUUCGCACUUUGAAAGAGAAUCUCUGUUAUGUUGCCUAUGAUUAUGAGGCUGAGCUACUCAAAGAUACACGAGCAUCAUCUGACGCAGCAGGAGAAGGUCAGUUCACUCUUUCAAGAGAGCGAUUUCAAACAGGAGAAAUCUUAUUCCAGCCACGAAUGGCAGGAGUCAUUCAAUAUUAAAACCUUUCAUGCUACGUCGAGUUAAAACAGAUGUAGUUUCAGAGCUUACCAGGAAAACAGAGAUCACAGUGCACUGCAAAUUGAGUUCACGACAACAAGCUUUUUAUCGAGCUAUCAUGUAACGCCCUACUUC